UACAGCCACAGUGAAACACGGGGAAGAUAAAAACAGAGCACCUGGGCUAUCCUUCACUGUUUUGUUAGACGGUUGUCUGAGGAGGGUUUGAGGUUCAGCUAAAUAUUUGAGUGUUAUCAGUAAACAUGUCUUCAGUUCAGCUUCAGAUAGAGUUUAUCAACGAGCAGGAAACUCCUGCUGAAGAAACAUUCACAGAGUUUAAAGAAAUCCACGUUAAGUCCGAGGAAGAGAUGGAGGAUGAGACAGAAAUCAACGUUAAGAUCGAGGAAGAGACGGACGAUGAGACAGAAAUCAACGUUAAGUCCGAGGAAGAGAUGGACGAUGAGACAGAAAUCAACGUUAAGUCCGAGGAAGAGACGGACGAUGAGACAGAAAUCAACGUUAAGUCCGAGGAAGAGACGGACGAUCAGCGCGGACUGAUGGAUUUCAGGCGGUCACCCCGGAUCGUCUCGGAUGGAAAAGGUUCAACGUCAAGAAGAGAGAGAACACACAUCUCGGAGGAAGCGAAGGUCUUCCUCCAGAAAGCCUAUGAAGAAGGGAUGACAAGGGUGGGAUCUCCACUGGUUGGAGCGGCAUCCCAGGCCACUGGCUUGCCACCGUUUGUCAUUGAUAACUGGAUUGGAAACUAUAGAAGAAAAAAAACAUCUUCUUCUCAACCUAAAAACAAGAAGUUAUACACCAAGGACCUGUCUGGUUACAACCUGUUCUGCAGGGAUCUGUUAAAGAGCAAGGGAAGCCUGAAAGAUAUUACACAGAAAUGGUCCACUCUAGGGGAAGUGGAGAAGAGAAAAUAUGCGGAGGAGGCAGCAGCUCUGAAAGUUCAUCGCACUUCAGACGACAUGAGCCCAGAGACGCGAAGCCUGAAAGUGAAAAAGCACCUCAAGCAGAUCAAAACAGAGAAGGUUGCCAGUCUUGAGAAGCUUGGUGUGGAGACUGGUGUGAUGAUGUUUGACCAUCAAAAGCCUUUCUUAGAUGUCCUUGAAGUGAGCAGCAAAGGUGCCUCUUCGUUUUUCGACCGUACCGACGUACUGGACAACUUUGCUCUGCAUUUUAAAGGAAACUCAUCAUCUACUUCUGCUGUAAAACAACCUGUAGAUACCAUGGUGAAGAAAGUGCAGGAGUUAUUCAACAGAAAAUACAAUGAAGCGGGAGGCAGAGGAAAGCUCCCGUACAUUUCUAUUCAAAAUGAAAGCAUAAUUAUCAACGCUUCUGGACUACCCGAUGGCAUCACACUGAAAAAACCAUGCCACUACGGACGGAAACAAUUGGAAGUCAUUUUAAAGAAUGCGGAGCAAAUUUCCUUUCAAAUUAACUCCGGGAGGAAAAUUGGGACACCAACUGUGGAAGACAUUUUCAAUGUAAUGUGUGGAAAUGAUCUGUGUAAAGAGGAGGAGGUUCUCACUGAGAGCCAGAACCAGGAGGAAAACUCCACUUUCGACCAAAAGGGACCAGAACCUCUGCAGAUAAAACAAGAAACAGAGGAACCAGAACAUCUGCAGAUAAAACAGGAACCAGAGGAACCAGAUCAUCAACAGUUCAAAGAGGAAGAGAAGCAACUCUACAUCAGUCAUGAUGAAAAGAAUUUUGUGCUGAAACUGGAGACUGAUGACAUGUUGGUGAUUCCUUUUAAAGUGAAAAGAAUUCACAAUAAAACAAAACAAGAGAGGAACCAACUCAUCUCUCAUGGUUCUGUUGAAGAUGAGAACCAGGAUCAGGAAGGAAGCAAUUCUGAAGAUCCAGGGAAAAAGAGAGACGAAGAACAGAAACAAAAAGAAAGAUGUCAGAAAACCAAACAGCAGAAAAACAAAACUUGCAGUUCAAAACAUAAAAGGCACAAGAAAGCUCAACCAGACCAAAAAUUAUAUUCUUGUAAAAUUUGCAAUAAAAGCUAUUCUCGAAAAUAUUCUUUGACUCGACACAUGAGAGUUCACACUGGCGAGAAACCUUUCUCAUGUCGAGCCUGUGGAAAAAGUUACAUUUACAAGAAAGGUCUAAUUUACCACAUGAGAGUUCACACAGGGGAGAAACCGUUUCCAUGUACAAUUUGUGAAAAAAGGUUUCCACAUAAAAGCAAUUUAGCUAUUCACAUGCAGUCUCACACGGGUGAGAAGCCUUUUUCAUGUGGGAUCUGUGGAAAACAAUUUGGCUACAAAAGUUUUUUAAAAGCUCACAUGAGAGUUCACACAGGUGAGAAGCCUUAUUCAUGUGUGACCUGCGGAAAAGGUUUUGGUGACAAACGUUAUUUAAAACGUCACAUGAGUGUUCACACAGGGGAGAAACCGUUUCCAUGUACAAUUUGUGAAAAAAGGUUUCCACAUAAAAGCAAUUUAGCUAUUCACAUGCAGUCUCACACGGGUGAGAAGCCUUUUUCAUGUGGGAUCUGUGGAAAACAAUUUGGCUACAAAAGUUUUUUAAAAGCUCACAUGAGAGUUCACACAGGUGAGAAGCCUUUUUCAUGUGGAAUCUGUGGAAAAGGUUUCACUCGGAGAAGUAGUUUCACUGUUCAUAUGUGCACAUGAUGGCAUAAUUUAAGCCUUAAGUACAAAUUUUCUCAGUAACUUGCUGUUUUUAAGUGGAGUAUUUACAGCUGGAUGACGUUUUGAAAAUGUAGCAGCUUUGUUAAAAAAGCAUUUCAAAUAAGAAAUCUUGUUCUAGUAGUUUUACCUUUCCAUUUAAAUGUUUCUUUUAAAGUGAGUGUCUCCAUAUUAAUUGUUUGAGUUUGAGAUUCAGGACAAAAAUAAAUAUUUCUGUUCAUUUGAUGGCAAUGAUGCAGACAUAAGGUUUAUUAAAUCUGAGAAGUGUCCUUUUGUGUAAACAUGCGCUAGCUAGCUAACAGCUAGCUCGUGACAUUUAAACACUGAGCUGAAACACUUUAAAAAAUCAACAGAUUCUGGUUGAUAUUAUUUACAUAACAUUUUUUAAGUGAGACAUUAAUUAUCUCUUAAAGGAGCAGUGGAUUUAAAUGCCUUUAGAGUCAUUUUAUGUCAAUCAUUUGUUGUGCUUGUACUUUUUUUGUUGUAAUUUCCUGCAAAGUGUAUCCAUGUUUGCUGUUACUGUAUGCAAUGUAUGCGGUGGUAGAUUAUAAAUUAAUUGCGUAUUGGGAAAAAUACUUUUCUGAAUCUGAAUAUGACAUGAAUUUGUUUUCAUUAUUUUGUAUUUGAGUUUCUGAUUAAAGACAAAAAAAAUAUUGCUGAUUAUAAGAUGGCAACAAUGCAGAUUUAUUAAAUCAUAAUUAAACCUGA
Molecule: messenger RNA, 3242 nt
Organism: Poecilia latipinna (sailfin molly)
Lineage: Eukaryota; Metazoa; Chordata; Actinopteri; Cyprinodontiformes; Poeciliidae
Product: zinc finger and BTB domain-containing protein 11-like
Exons: 12
Coding region: 126-2519 (797 amino acids)
Biological process (GO): regulation of transcription by RNA polymerase II
Cellular component (GO): nucleus
Molecular function (GO): DNA-binding transcription factor activity, RNA polymerase II-specific; RNA polymerase II cis-regulatory region sequence-specific DNA binding
Source: RefSeq, a predicted model, not a curated record